Molecule: messenger RNA, 1860 nt
Organism: Penaeus indicus
Lineage: Eukaryota; Metazoa; Arthropoda; Malacostraca; Decapoda; Penaeidae
Product: equilibrative nucleobase transporter 1-like
Exons: 11
Coding region: 308-1819 (503 amino acids)
Biological process (GO): transmembrane transport
Molecular function (GO): transmembrane transporter activity
Source: RefSeq, a predicted model, not a curated record
GUGUCGAGUGGUUCCUCGCAGCCUCGCUCCCGCCCGCUUUGUGAGUGUGCCACGCUGGGACGCCACUCGCUGCGCUGCCAAGACCGCUAAAUGUUUACUCACUGCACGAAAACGUCUUGACACGCUUUGCCUUUGGGAGAGAUUAUUCGUCUUGAUGAUAAACAGGACAUAAUUGAUUUUAACGCAUAUGGAACGGAGGAAAACAUCGCCAUCGCUCAGACCGACAUCAACAAAGUCUUAACAGUGCACUAGUAAUUCAGACGCUGAAAGAGAAGGAGAAAGAGGCGAGAGGAAAUCCGAGGCCAGCAUGGCGUGCCACCAGAACCCGAACCUCGAGCUCUCCCUCACUAGGAGAGUCGUCAUCUUCAUGAUCGGCGUCAUCGAGUCCAUGCUCUUCGGCGGGGCUGUGUUCGGAUGGCCGCAGCUGGUGCACGUUCUCAAGGUCGAGGGCAUCUACAGCGACCUGUGUCAGGACCCCUCGUCCGCCCUCAACCACACCCGCCGCCAGCCCUCGGCCGCAGAUACGUUUAACAACACGCGCUGCAUAAACCUCAACACGACCUUUGAGAUUUCCGAUAGCAAAGCGAUCGGCGUGGAGAAAUGCGACCCUCAGGACGAGCGAUUCGCCCUCAUCUACACUGUGACGGUGUGCUGUUACAGUAUUCCUGGUAUCCUUGUGGGUUACCUGCUUCAUCAUGCCGGGCUGCGCGUCACUAGGGUAUCAGGAGGGACAAUGCUGUCGCUGGGCUUCCUCUUCCUGGGCAUCGCGACCAAGGAAUCCCCACACUGGCUCUUCCCCGCCAUGAUCCUCCUGGCACUCGGAGGCAACCAGACGCGUAUGAGUGUCAUGCAGUUUGGUGACCUCUUCCCAGACUACAGGGCCACCGCCAUCACCAUGCUGUCUGGCAUGUACGCCGCGUCUGCCGCUCUCUUUCUUGUCUUCCAGUAUACUGCGAUGGCUGGCAUUCCUCGAGCUCACGUGUGCUGGGCCCUGGCUGCCAUCAGCUCGCUCUCCAUCUUCCUCUCGUUCAUCAUUCCGGUCCAUCACAUCCCUGUCCACAAUCAACAAUCUCAAAACCAAGACGCCAUCGAGUCUCCAUCGCCUCUGAAAACGAGUCUCUGGUCCGCCUCUUCUUUCCUUCAUCAGCUAUGGUUCUUCGUGCAUCUUCUUGCAGUAAACAACUACCAACAGUCUUACAAUGUUUGGAUUACCAGUUCGUCAUGUAGUGUGACCGAAGCGGGACUAUAUUCAAUGUUAUUCAGCUACAGCAACCUCCUGACCGUGUUCUUUGGUCCUAUUGGGGGCGUCUUCACGGACUACAUGAUCAGGAAAGCAUAUAGAACCCCGAACGAGCUGGACCGCCGUGUGAAGGAAGUGCAGGCGUCCUUCUGGCCGCUCCUGGUCACGUCAGUGUUCAACACAGUCAUGUACGCCUGCCUGCUGUUCUUCCACCCGGCCGCCAUCUACGUCUCCCUCGUGUGCAUGUUGGUGGCCAGGCCUUGCAUCAUCGCCGUGUCCACGGCCUACCUCAGGAUCAGGUUCCCCGCCGGGCAUUUCAAUCGGCUGCUGGGCAUCUACGGCACCGUGGGUUCGGUUUUGCUCUUCUUGCAAUACCCCCACUUUAUGUGGGCGCAACAUAUGUAUUAUGCGGCGCACGCACUGAUACUGGCCGUGCUGGCUGUGAGCUACCUCAACCCCAUUCACCUGCUCUUCACUCCGCUCAUGAGACACGCCGUGGUUAUCAGAGACAAUUUGAAGCAGGAGGAUUUGCACCCCGUCAGGAACACUUACGCCGAUAAGGAAGUUGAUAGUUUAUAACGUGGAAGGAAAAGCGACCUUAUGAUCAACAAGAAGCGAUA